AAACUUUUCCAUCACUAAGUUUCCAGAAGGCAUUUAUAUUUGAAUCCAAGUGAUUGAGAAUUAAAACCAUGUCAGAUAUCGAUAAUUUCUUCAUUAAGAACAGGAGGGCCAUUAUAAUCACUGCCUUGGCUGCUGCCUCUGCUGUUGGUGCCUAUGUCUACUAUAAGCAAUCACAAGCAUUCUUAGAUACCUCUUCUACCAGCAAAGAAGAUGGCUCAUCUACAGCUUCCAGCUCCAAGAAGAAAAAUAAGAAGAAGAAGAAGAGCAAGGCUUCUACCCCAGAUUCCAAUGCUAAAACUGAAACCAGUGAAGAAACCAAGGAAUCUUCUCCAGCUCCAUAUCCUGUUGAUGCUAAGGGAUUGCCAGCAUUGACUGAAGAAAUCAUCAGCGGAUUAUCGGAAGAUGACAAGGCUCAUUGGGCUAUGAAAUUGAAGGAAGAUGGUAACUCUGAAUUCAAAGACAAGAAGUACCAAGAAGCAAUUGCAUUCUACACUGCUGCUUUACAAUUGAAGCAAGAUCCAAUUUACUACUCCAAUAGAUCUGCUUGUUAUGCUGCUUUAGAAGAUCACGAAAAUGUUAUUGCCGAUACCACUGAAGCAAUUAAAUUGAAACCAGACUAUACCAAGUGUGUUUUGAGAAGAGCCACUUCUUAUGAACAUUUAGAACAAUACGAAGAUGCCAUGUUUGACUUAACUGCCUUGACCAUUUACGGUGGAUUCUCCAACAAAUCAAUUGAACAAGUAUUGGAAAGAGUAUUGAGAAAACAUGCAGUCAAGAUUGUUAGUGGUAAGGAAAAGAAAUUGGCCUUGCCUUCCGCCGCCACCAUUGGUUCAUUCUUUAACGCUUUUGUUGAAGAACGUAAUCCUGAAGGAAUCACCGAAGAAAGCGAAGGCGGUGACCAAUUCUUGUACAAGGCUUUGCAACAAAUUGCUACCAACACCCAAGAAGGAUAUGAAGAAGCUGACUCAUUAAUUAACCAAGCUGUUGGUGCUUAUGAGCAAUCCGAACCAGAAAAUAAGGGACCAUAUGCUGUUGCCAUGGAAUACCUUGCCGCAUUCCAAUUCUUGAAGAACGAUCCUUCCAAUGCCACUAUCUCUAUUGAAAAGGCCAUCAACUUGAAACCAAGACCAAGAUCAUACAUCUUUAGAGCAUUGAUCAAUGCUGACAAGUCCUCUUACCAAGAAGCCCUUGAAGAUUUCAAGAAGGCCGAAGAAAUGGACCCAGAAUGUCCAGAUAUCUUCUACCACUUGGGUCAAUUAUUCUACCUUACUGGUGAUUUAACUCAAGCCGAAACCAACUUCAACAAGGCUAAGGAAUUGCAUCCAGAAAAUGUCUACGCAUACAUUCAAUUAGCAUGUAUUGCUUACAAGAACGGAUCUGGUGAAUCUGCUAAUGAAAAGUUCACAGAAGCCAGAUUAAAAUUCCCAACUUCUCCAGAAGUUCCAAACUACUAUGGUGAAAUCUUGGCUGAUAAAGGUGACAUCCAAGGUGCUGUUAGACAAUUUGAAAUUGCUGCUAGAUUACAAGAAAAGUUGGAAAGAUUCUCUGUUGGUGCCUUGCCAUUGAUUAACCAUGCCACUGUUAUUUCUCGUGAAUCCUUAGAACGUAUUGAUGAAGCUCAAGAAUUAUUGGUGCGUGCCUGUGAAUUAGACCCACGCAGUGAAUUGGCUAGAAUUUCAUUAGCCCAAAUCAAGUUGCAAAAGGAUGAAGUUGAUGAUGCCAUUGUAUUGUUUGAAGAAAGUUCUGAUUUGGCCAGAAGCUUUGAAGAAAAGGUACAAGCUACUUCCUUCGCUGAAGCUACCAAGAUGCAAAAGAGAAUCAAGAGUGAUCCAAUUUUAACAGCCAAGAUUGCUGAAGUUAUGAGACAAAGUGGUGCUAUCUAAGGAUAGAAGGACAAUCAAAUAGUUGCAAAAAAAAAAAACUAAAAAAACGAAAAUAUGGAUAAUAGAAAAAGUUUAUGGAUUGAACCGGUCAAAGACGACAACGACUCAGCUCAAUCGUUAUUUUGUAUAUAAAAGUGAGUGAGAGUCUUUGAAUCUGCUCACUUCCCUUUUCUUAUCUUGUUAUAUAUACGAUGAAGUAGUUUUAUUAUUGUUUAUGUUGUG
This is a messenger RNA of Spathaspora passalidarum NRRL Y-27907, 2105 nucleotides long. It is a transcript of the gene TOM70, whose product is annotated as protein channel. Gene Ontology annotation, molecular function: protein binding. NCBI's taxonomy places the organism in Eukaryota, Fungi, Ascomycota, Pichiomycetes, Serinales, Debaryomycetaceae. The transcript has a single exon. The record is from RefSeq and is a predicted model, not a curated record. Bases 681 to 1883 code for a protein of 400 amino acids. Gene Ontology annotation, cellular component: mitochondrial outer membrane.